AUGGCGUUCGUUUCAACGCAAGGGCCCACGGUGGUUGACCAAACCACCUUAAUGAAAAAAUACCUCCAGUUCGUGGCGGCUCUGACAGAUGUCAAUACGCCGGAUGAAACCAAGUUGAAGAUGAUGCAAGAAGUCAGUGAAAACUUUGAGAAUGUGACGUCAUCCCCUCAGUAUUCCACAUUCCUAGAACACAUCAUCCCUCGAUUUCUGACUUUUCUUCAGGAUGGAGAAGUUCAGUUCUUGCAAGAAAAACCAGCACAGCAACUGAGAAAAUUAGUUCUGGAGAUAAUCCAUAGAAUACCCACAAAUGAACACCUUCGUCCGCACACCAAAAACAUCCUAUCUGUGAUGUUCAGAUUUCUAGAGACUGAAAACGAGGAAAACGUACUGAUUUGUCUGCGGAUAAUCAUAGAACUGCACAAACAGUUCCGGCCACCUAUCACCCAGGAGAUUCAUCAUUUCUUGGAUUUCGUGAAACAGAUUUACAAGGAGCUUCCGAAAGUAGUGAAUCGAUACUUCGAGAACCCGCAGGUGGUGCCGGAGAACACGGUCCCGACCCCGGAAAUGGUCGGCAUGAUCACCACCAUCGUCGUGAAAGUAAAUCCGGAACGGGAUGAUGGCGAAACGAGAACACAUUCCAUAAUUCCCAGAGGUUCUCUCUCCCUGAAAGUGUUGGCCGAGCUGCCGAUCAUUGUCGUCCUGAUGUAUCAGCUUUACAAGCUGAACAUUCACAAUGUGGUGGCUGAAUUUGUGCCUUUGAUCAUGAACACGAUUAUUAUUCAGGUGUCCACGCAGGCAAGGCAGCACAAACUAUACAACAAGGAACUCUACGCCGACUUCAUCGCCGCGCAGAUCAAGACGUUGUCGUUCUUGGCUUACAUCAUAAGGAUAUAUCAGGAGCUGGUGGCCAAGUAUUCUCAGCAGAUGGUGAAGGGAAUGUUGCAGCUGCUGUCCAACUGUCCGGCAGAGACGGCUCACCUGAGGAAAGAACUUCUCAUCGCCGCCAAACACAUUCUCACCACGGACCUGAGGAGCCAAUUUAUUCCGUGCAUGGACAGAUUGUUCGAUGAAUCUAUACUCAUAGGUGUGGGAUACACUGCACGGGAAACUCUGAGGCCUCUCGCCUACAGCACGCUGGCAGACCUGGUGCAUCACGUCCGCCAGCACCUGCCGCUCAACGACCUCUCCCUCGCCGUCCAGCUCUUCGCCAAGAAUAUUGACGACGAGUCCCUGCCCAGCAGCAUCCAGACCAUGUCGUGCAAGCUCCUGCUGAACCUGGUGGACUGUAUCCGCUCCAAGAGCGAGCAGGAGAACGGCAACGGCAGAGACAUCCUGAUGAGGAUGCUGGAGGUGUUUGUCCUCAAAUUCCACACCAUUGCCCGCUACCAGCUGUCCGUCAUUUUCAAGAAGUGCAAGCCGCAGUCCGAACUGGGGGCGGUGGAAGGCGCUUUGCCAGGAGUCCCGGCUGGCGGCGGCACGGCCCCCGUCCCGUCCCCCGCGCCCACCACUCCCGUGGCCUCGGCAGCGGGGCCCGUGUUCGAGAAGCAGGGGGAGAAAGAGAAGGAGGACAAGCAGACGUUCCAAGUCACCGAUUGCCGGAGCCUGGUGAAGACCCUGGUCUGCGGAGUCAAGACAAUCACGUGGGGCAUUACCUCUUGCAAGGCGCCAGGCGAAGCUCAGUUCAUUCCAAACAAGCAGCUACAGCCGAAAGAGACGCAGAUUUAUAUCAAACUGGUCAAGUACGCGAUGCAGGCUUUGGAUAUUUAUCAGGUCCAGAUAGCUGGGAACGGGCAGACGUAUAUCCGGGUGGCCAACUGCCAGACGGUCCGGAUGAAAGAGGAGAAGGAGGUGCUGGAGCACUUUGCCGGGGUCUUCACCAUGAUGAACCCAUUGACUUUUAAGGAGAUCUUCCAGACGACGGUGCCGUACAUGGUCGAAAGGAUCUCGAAGAACUAUGCCCUUCAGAUCGUUGCCAACUCCUUCCUCGCCAACCCGACGACCUCGGCUCUGUUCGCCACGAUCCUGGUGGAGUACCUUCUGGACCGCUUGCCCGAAAUGGGCUCCAACGUGGAGCUGUCGAACCUCUACCUCAAACUGUUCAAGCUGGUCUUCGGCUCCGUCUCCCUCUUCGCCGCAGAAAACGAACAAAUGCUGAAGCCGCACUUGCACAAAAUCGUGAACAGCUCCAUGGAGCUCGCCCAGACGGCGAAGGAGCCCUACAACUACUUCCUGCUCCUCCGGGCGCUCUUCCGGUCGAUUGGCGGGGGGAGCCACGAUCUCCUGUACCAGGAAUUUCUGCCCUUGCUACCAAACCUGCUGCAAGGCCUGAACAUGCUGCAGAGCGGCUUGCACAAGCAGCACAUGAAGGACCUGUUUGUGGAGCUCUGCCUCACAGUCCCGGUCCGGCUGAGUUCCCUGCUUCCAUACCUGCCGAUGCUGAUGGACCCCCUGGUGUCGGCCCUGAACGGUUCUCAGACGCUGGUGAGCCAGGGCUUGCGGACCCUGGAGCUGUGUGUGGACAACCUGCAGCCGGACUUCCUGUACGACCACAUCCAGCCCGUGCGGGCGGAACUGAUGCAGGCCUUGUGGCGAACCCUGCGCAACCCCGCUGAGACCAUUUCCCACGUCGCUUACCGUGUCCUCGGCAAGUUCGGGGGAAGCAACAGAAAGAUGUUGAAGGAGUCCCAGAAGCUGCAGUACAUCGUGACCGAGAUCCAGGGGCCCAGCAUCACGGCCGAGUUCUCUGACUGCAAAGCCUCCAUCCAGCUCCCCAUGGAGAAGGCCAUUGAGACGGCUCUGGACUGCUUGAAGAGUGCCAACACGGAGCCGUACUAUCGACGGCAGGCGUGGGAGGUGAUCAAGUGCUUCCUGGUGGCCAUGAUGAGCCUGGACGACAACAAGCACGCCUUGUAUCAACUCCUGGCGCAUCCCAACUUUACCGAGAAGUCCAUCCCCAAUGUCAUCAUCUCCCACCGCUACAAAGCUCAGGACACGCCCGCCCGCAGGACCUUCGAGCAGGCCCUGACGGGGGCGUUCAUGUCGGCCGUCAUCAAGGAUCUCCGCCCCAGCGCUCUUCCUUUCGUGGCCAGCUUGAUCCGCCACUACACGAUGGUGGCGGUCGCCCAGCAGUGCGGUCCUUUCCUGCUCCAGUGUUACCAAGUGGGGAGCCAGCCCAGCACCGCCAUGUUCCACAGCGAAGAAAACGGCUCCAAGGGCAUGGAUCCCUUGGUGCUGAUCGACGCUAUCGCCAUCUGCAUGGCCUACGAGGAGAAGGAGCUUUGCAAAAUUGGAGAGGUGGCCCUCGCGGUGAUCUUCGACGUGGCGAGCAUCAUCCUGGGCUCAAAGGAAAGGGCUUGCCAGCUGCCGUUGUUCUCGUACAUCGUGGAGCGUCUGUGCGCUUGCUGCUACGAACAGGCCUGGUACGCCAAGCUGGGGGGCGUGGUGUCGAUCAAGUUCCUCAUGGAGCGGCUGCCCCUCAUUUGGGUCCUCCAGAACCAGCAGACGUUCCUCAAGGCCCUCCUGUUCGUCAUGAUGGACCUGACGGGAGAGGUUUCGAACGGAGCAGUCGCGAUGGCCAAAACGACCCUGGAGCAGCUCCUGAUUCGGUGCGCGACGCCCCUGAAGGACGAGGAAAAGACGGAGGAGAUCCUGGCGGCCCAGGAGAAGUCCUUCCACCACGUGACCCACGACCUGGUGCGGGAGGUGACCUCUCCGAACUCCACCGUGCGGAAACAGGCCAUGCAUUCCUUGCAGGUGCUCGCCCAGGUCACGGGGAAAAGCGUCACCGUCAUUAUGGAGCCGCAUAAAGAGGUUCUCCAGGACAUGGUUCCUCCCAAAAAGCACUUGCUGAGGCAUCAGCCCGCCAACGCCCAGAUCGGCUUGAUGGAAGGGAACACCUUCUGCACCACCCUUCAGCCCAGGCUGUUCACUAUGGAUCUCAAUGUGGUGGAGCACAAAGUCUUUUAUACAGAGCUGUUGAAUUUGUGCGAGGCCGAGGACUGCGCCCUGAUGAAGCUGCCCUGCUACAAGAGCCUGCCUUCCCUGGUGCCUCUCCGGAUCGCGGCCCUGAAUGCCUUAGCCGCCUGCAAUUACUUGCCGCAGUCGAGGGAGAAGAUCAUCGCCGCGCUCUUCAAGGCGCUGAACUCGACCAACAAUGAACUCCAGGAGGCGGGCGAGGCCUGUAUGAGAAAGUUUUUGGAAGGUGCCACAAUCGAAGUCGACCAGAUUCACACCCACAUGAGGCCGCUGCUUAUGAUGCUGGGUGACUACCGCAGCCUGACCCUGAACGUUGUGAACCGCCUGACGUCGGUCACCCGUCUCUUCCCAAACUCUUUCAACGACAAGUUCUGCGAUCAGAUGAUGCAACAUCUGCGUAAAUGGAUGGAAGUAGUAGUGAUCACCCACAAAGGAGGCCAGAGGAGCGAUGGAAAUGAGAUGAAGAUCUGUUCCGCCAUUAUAAACCUGUUUCAUCUCAUCCCGGCCGCUCCUCAGACUUUGGUCAAGCCGUUGCUGGAGGUGGUGAUGAAAACCGAAAGGGCCAUGUUGAUAGAGGCUGGUAGCCCGUUCAGAGAACCGCUGAUAAAGUUCCUGACACGGCAUCCCUCCCAGACAGUAGAGCUGUUUAUGAUGGAAGCCACCUUGAAUGACCCGCAGUGGAGCAGAAUGUUCAUGAGCUUUCUGAAACACAAAGACGCGAAACCUCUGCGCGACGUUCUGGCGGCGAAUCCGAAUCGAUUCAUCACGUUGCUGUUACCUGGCGGGACCCAAGCCGCGGUCAGACCUGGAUCUCCCAGCACCAGUACCAUGCGCCUCGAUCUCCAGUUCCAAGCUAUCAAGAUCAUCAGCAUCAUCGUGAAGAAUGACGAGGGCUGGCUGGCGAACCAGCAUUCCUUGGUGAGCCAGCUGAGGCGGGUGUGGGUCAGUGAGGCUUUCCAGGAAAGGCACCGGAAGGAGAACAUGGCCGCCACCAACUGGAAGGAGCCCAAGCUCCUUGCCUACUGCCUGUUGAACUACUGCAAGAGAAAUUACGGUGACAUCGAAUUGCUCUUCCAGCUUCUCCGGGCCUUCACCGGCCGUUUCCUAUGCAACAUGACUUUCUUAAAGGAAUACAUGGAAGAGGAGAUUCCCAAAAACUACACCAUUGCCCAGAAACGGGCGCUGUUCUUCCGGUUUGUCGACUUCAGCGACCCCAACUUUGGAGACGAGCUGAAAGCCAAGGUUUUGCAACACAUCCUCAACCCUGCUUUCUUGUAUAGCUUUGAAAAGGGGGAAGGGGAGCAACUCCUGGGGCCCCCCAACCCAGAAGGGGACAAUCCCGAAAGCAUCACCAGCGUGUUCAUUACAAAGGUGCUCGACCCGGAGAAACAGGCGGACAUGCUGGACUCUCUCCGGAUUUACCUCCUGCAGUUUGCCACGCUGCUGGUGGAGCACGCCCCACACCACAUCCACGACAACAAUAAGAACCGCAACAGCAAACUGCGGCGCCUCAUGACCUUCGCGUGGCCGUGUCUGCUCUCAAAGGCGUGCGUGGACCCGGCCUGCAAGUACAGCGGGCAUCUGAUCUUGGCGCACAUCAUCGCGAAAUUCGCCAUCCACAAGAAGAUCGUUUUGCAGGUGUUUCACAGCCUCCUGAAGGCCCACGCCAUGGAAGCCCGCGCAAUUGUUCGACAAGCGAUGGCAAUCCUGACGCCGGCGGUGCCCGCCCGAAUGGAAGACGGCCACCAGAUGCUCACUCACUGGACCAGGAAGAUCAUCGUGGAAGAGGGUCACACGGUUCCUCAGCUGGUCCACAUUUUGCAUUUGAUCGUCCAGCAUUUCAAGGUUUACUUUCCGGUGAGACACCAUUUAGUCCAGCACAUGGUGAGCGCCAUGCAGAGGCUGGGGUUCACUCCCAGCGUGACCAUCGAGCAACGAAAGCUGGCCGUCGACCUCGCCGAAGUGGUGAUCAAGUGGGAACUGCAGCGCAUAAAAGACCAGCAGCCAGAUUCGGAUAUGGAUCAGAACGCCAGCGGGGAAGGCGCGAGUUCUUCCUCCUCCGCUGUCAAGAGGGGCCUUUCUGUCGAUUCCAGCCAAGAAGUGAAGCGGUUCAGAACGGCGACGGGAGCGAUAAGCGCGGUGUUUGGACGCAGCCAGUCGCUGCCGGGGGCCGACGCGCUCCUCUCAAAGCCCAUCGACAAACAACACACAGAUACGGUUGUCAACUUCCUCAUUAGAAUCGCUUGCCAGGUAAAUGACAACUCCAACACGGCUGGCUCUCCCGGAGAACUGCUUUCCCGCCGCUGCGUUAACCUUCUGAAGACGGCUUUACGGCCAGAUAUGUGGCCAAAGUCAGAACUCAAACUGCAGUGGUUCGAUAAGCUUCUGAUGACUGUGGAGCAGCCUAACCAGGCCAACUUUGCGAACAUUUGUACCGGGUUGGAAGUUCUCAGUUUCCUCCUGACCGUGCUGCAGUCCUCGGCUAUCCUGAGCAGCUUCAAACCUCUGCAGCGGGGGAUCGCGUCCUGCAUGACUUGCGGAAACACCAAAGUUUUGCGAGCUAUUCACAGCCUCCUCUCGCGCUUAAUGAGUACCUUCCCGACAGAACCAAGCACAUCAAGUGUGGCCUCCAAGUACGAAGAGCUGGAGUGUCUCUAUGCCGCAGUCGGGAAGGUUAUUUAUGAAGGACUGACAAAUUAUGAAAAAGCGACCAAUGCAAACCCUUCUCAACUGUUUGGCACUUUAAUGAUUUUGAAGUCCGCGUGCAGCAACAAUCCCAGCUAUAUAGACCGGCUGAUUUCAGUCUUCAUGCGAUCUCUGCAGAAGAUGGUGCGGGAGCAUUUAAACCAGCAGUCACAAGCAGGGACAGCGGAAGUAAACACAGCCGGCACGAGCGAACUGGUCAUGCUGAGCCUGGACCUCGUGAAAACCCGCCUGGCCGUGAUGAGCAUGGAGAUGAGGAAGAACUUCAUCCAGGCCAUCCUGACGUCUCUCAUCGAGAAAUCGAAUGACGCCAAGAUCCUUCGGGCGGUGGUGAGGAUUGUGGAAGAGUGGGUGAAGAACAACUCCCCCUCGGCUGCCAGCCAGACCCCUACCCUCCGAGAGAAGUCCAUCUUGUUAGUAAAAAUGAUGACCUACAUUGAAAAACGUUUUCCAGAGGACCUUGAAUUAAACGCCCAGUUCUUAGACCUUGUUAACUACGUCUAUAGGGACGAAAGCCUCUCUGGGAGCGAGCUGACCGCCAAGCUGGAGCCAGCGUUCCUCUCGGGGCUGCGCUGCGCCCAGCCGCUCAUCCGGGCCAAGUUCUUUGAGGUCUUCGACAACUCCAUGAAGCGCCGGGUCUACGAGCGCCUGCUGUACGUCACCUGCUCCCAAAACUGGGAGGCCAUGGGGAACCACUUCUGGAUCAAGCAGUGCAUCGAGCUCUUACUGGCUGUGUGCGAAAGGAACACCGCCAUCGGAACGAGCUGCCAAGGGGCCAUGCUCCCGUCCAUCACCAACGUCAUCAACCUGGCCGACAGCCACGACCGGGCGGCCUUCGCGAUGGUGACCCACGUCAAGCAGGAGCCCCGCGAGAGGGAAAACAGCGAAUCCAAAGAAGAGGACGUGGAGAUAGAUAUCGAGCUGGCUCCCAGCGACCAAACCAGCACGCCCAAAACCAGGGAGCUCUCCGAGAAGGACAUCGGCAACCAGCUGCACAUGCUGACGAACCGGCACGACAAGUUCCUCGACUCUCUCCGAGAAGUGAAGACCGGAGCGCUGCUCAGUGCCUUCGUCCAGCUGUGCCACAUUUCCACGCCUUUAGCCGAAAAGACCUGGAUCCAGCUUUUCUCCCGGCUGUGGAAAAUCCUCUCCGAUCGGCAGCAGCACGCCCUCGCCGGCGAGAUCAGCCCGUUCCUGUGCAGCGGCAGCCACCAGGCCCAGCGGGACUGCCAGCCAAGCGCCCUCAACUGCUUCGUGGAGGCCAUGUCGCAGUGUGUCCCGCCCAUCCCCAUCCGGCCCUGCGUCCUGAAGUACCUGGGCAAGACCCACAACCUCUGGUUCCGCUCCACCCUCAUGCUGGAGCACCAGGCCUUCGAGAAGGGCCUCAGCCUGCAGAUCAAGUCUAAGCAAACUGCCGAGUUCUACGAGCAGGAGAGCAUCACGCCACCCCAGCAGGAAAUCCUUGAUUCUCUGGCUGAGCUGUACUCAUUGCUGCAAGAGGAGGAUAUGUGGGCGGGGCUGUGGCAGAAGCGGUGCAGGUUUCCCGAGACUGCCACCGCGAUCGCGUACGAGCAGCACGGUUUCUUCGAGCAGGCACAAGAAACCUACGAAAAGGCAAUGGAUAAAGCCAAGAAAGAACACGAGAGGAGCAACGCCUCCCCGGCCGUUUUCCCCGAGUAUCAGCUCUGGGAAGACCACUGGAUUCGGUGCUCCAAAGAGCUGAACCAGUGGGAAGCGCUGACAGAGUACGGGCAGUCCAAGGGCCACAUCAAUCCCUACCUGGUUCUGGAAUGCGCGUGGCGGGUCUCAAACUGGACUGCCGUGAAGGAGGCCCUGGUGCAGGUGGAGCUGAGCUGCCCCAAGGAGAUCACCUGGAAAGUCAACAUGUACCGGGGCUACCUGGCCAUCUGCCACCCCGAAGAACAACAGCUGAACUACAUCGAACGCCUGGUGGAAAUGGCUAGCGGCCUGGCCAUCCGGGAGUGGCGGCGGCUCCCCCACGUAGUCUCCCACGUCCACACCCCACUCCUUCAGGCAGCGCAACAGAUCAUCGAACUGCAGGAGGCGGCCCAGAUCAACGCCGGGCUGCAGCCCGCGAACCUCGGGCGGAACAACAGCUUGCACGACAUGAAGACGGUGGUGAAGACCUGGCGGAACCGGCUGCCGAUCGUCUCAGAUGACCUGUCGCACUGGAGCAGCAUCUUCAUGUGGAGGCAGCACCACUACCAAGCCAUCGUCAGCGCAUACGAGAACAGCUCCCAGCACGACCCCAGCUCCAACAACGCCAUGCUGGGGGUCCAUGCCUCGGCUUCGGCCAUCAUCCAGUACGGGAAGAUCGCCCGGAAGCAGGGGCUGGUCAACGUCGCCCUGGACAUCCUGAGCCGCAUCCACACCAUCCCAACGGUGCCGAUUGUGGACUGCUUCCAGAAGAUCCGGCAGCAAGUCAAGUGCUACCUGCAGCUGGCUGGGGUGAUGGGGAAGAACGAGUGCAUGCAGGGCCUCGAAGUGAUUGAGUCGACCAACCUGAAGUAUUUUACCAAGGAGAUGACGGCAGAAUUCUAUGCACUGAAGGGGAUGUUUUUGGCUCAGAUUAACAAGUCGGAAGAAGCCAACAAAGCGUUCUCUGCUGCCGUGCAAAUGCACGACGUCCUGGUGAAGGCCUGGGCAAUGUGGGGGGAUUACCUGGAGAACAUCUUUGUGAAAGAGCGCCAGCUGCACCUGGGCGUCUCGGCCAUCACCUGCUACCUGCAUGCGUGCCGCCACCAGAACGAGAGCAAGUCCCGGAAGUACUUAGCCAAGGUCCUUUGGCUCCUCAGCUUCGACGACGACAAGAACACCUUGGCGGAAGCCAUCGAUAAGUACUGCGUUGGCGUCCCGCCCAUCCAGUGGCUGGCUUGGAUCCCCCAGCUGCUGACCUGCCUGGUCGGAUCGGAGGGCAAACUCCUCCUGAAUCUUAUCAGUCAGGUUGGCCGAGUCUACCCCCAAGCAGUCUACUUCCCCAUCCGGACCCUCUACUUGACGCUGAAGAUAGAGCAGCGUGAACGCUACAAAAGUGAUUCUGGACAGCAGCAGCCGAGUUCCGUGGGCAGCCAGUCGCAUUCCGCAUCCGACCCCGGCCCCAUCCGGGCCACCGCGCCGAUGUGGCGCUGCAGCCGCAUCAUGCACAUGCAGCGGGAGCUUCACCCUACCCUUCUUUCCUCGCUGGAGGGGAUCGUCGACCAGAUGGUGUGGUUCAGAGAAAACUGGCACGAGGAGGUCCUCCGCCAGCUGCAGCAGGGCCUGGCAAAGUGCUACUCGGUGGCCUUCGAGAAGAGCGGGGCGGUCUCCGACGCCAAGAUCACCCCCCACACGCUGAACUUCGUCAAGAAGCUGGUCAGCACCUUCGGGGUCGGCCUGGAGAACGUCUCCAACGUCUCCACCAUGUUCUCCAGCGCCGCAUCGGAGUCGCUGGCCAGGAGGGCCCAGGCGACAGCCCAGGACCCCGUCUUUCAGAAGCUCAAAGGCCAGUUCACCACCGACUUCGACUUCAGCGUGCCGGGCUCCAUGAAGCUCCACAACCUCAUUUCGAAGCUGAAGAAGUGGAUCAAGAUCCUUGAGGCCAAGACCAAGCAGCUGCCCAAGUUCUUCCUGAUCGAGGAGAAGUGCCGCUUCCUCAGCAACUUCUCGGCCCAGACGGCCGAAGUGGAAAUCCCCGGCGAGUUCCUCAUGCCAAAGCCAACACAUUACUACAUCAAGAUCGCUCGAUUUAUGCCCAGAGUGGAGAUCGUCCAAAAGCAUAACACCGCCGCCCGGAGACUCUACAUCCGAGGCCAUAACGGAAAGAUCUACCCGUACCUGGUCAUGAACGAUGCCUGCCUGACCGAGUCACGCCGGGAAGAGCGGGUCCUGCAGCUCCUCCGCCUCCUGAACCCCUGUUUGGAGAAGCGGAAGGAGACCACCAAGAGGCACCUCUUCUUCACAGUCCCCCGGGUCGUGGCCGUCUCGCCGCAGAUGCGCUUGGUCGAAGACAACCCCUCCUCCCUCUCCCUGGUGGAGAUCUACAAGCAACGUUGCGCCAAGAAGGGCAUUGAGCACGACAGCCCCAUUUCCCGUUACUACGACAGGCUGGCGACUGUCCAAGCCCGAGGGACCCAGGCCAGCCAUCAGGUUCUCCGCGACAUUCUGAAAGAGGUCCAGGGCAACAUGGUGCCGCGCAGCAUGCUGAAGGAGUGGGCGCUGCACACCUUCCCCAAUGCCACCGACUACUGGACCUUCCGAAAGAUGCUCACCAUCCAGCUGGCCUUGAUCGGCUUUGCCGAGUUCGUCUUCCACUUGAACCGGCUCAACCCCGAAAUGCUGCAGAUUGCUCAGGACACAGGCAAGCUGAACGUGGCCUACUUCCGAUUCGACAUCAACGACGCGACUGGGGAUCUGGACGCCAACCGCCCAGUCCCGUUCCGCCUCACGCCCAACAUUUCCGAAUUCCUCACCACCAUCGGCGUCUCCGGCCCCCUGACCGCGUCCAUGAUCGCGGUGGCUCGCUGCUUCGCCCAGCCGAACUUUAAGGUCGACGGCAUCCUGAAGACCGUGCUGCGAGACGAGAUCAUCGCUUGGCACAAGAAGACGCAGGAGGACACCUCGUCCCCGCUCUCGGCUGCCGGGCAGCCGGAGAACAUGGACAGCCAGCAGCUGGUGUCACUGGUCCAAAAAGCCGUCACCGCCAUCAUGACCCGGCUGCACAACCUGGCGCAGUUUGAGGGCGGGGAGAGCAAAGUCAACACGCUGGUCGCCGCGGCCAACAGCCUAGACAACCUCUGCCGCAUGGAUCCGGCCUGGCACCCUUGGCUCUAA
Euleptes europaea (tarantolino) is the source of this 11508-nucleotide messenger RNA. It is a transcript of the gene TRRAP, whose product is annotated as transformation/transcription domain associated protein. Gene Ontology annotation, biological process: regulation of DNA-templated transcription; DNA repair. The transcript is spliced from 70 exons. The record is from RefSeq and is a predicted model, not a curated record. NCBI's taxonomy places the organism in Eukaryota, Metazoa, Chordata, Lepidosauria, Squamata, Sphaerodactylidae. Bases 1 to 11508 code for a protein of 3835 amino acids. Gene Ontology annotation, cellular component: NuA4 histone acetyltransferase complex; SAGA complex; nucleus. Gene Ontology annotation, molecular function: transcription coregulator activity; protein binding.